Sorex fumeus (smoky shrew) is the source of this 1618-nucleotide messenger RNA. RefSeq names its product lectin, mannose binding 2 (gene LMAN2). Gene Ontology annotation, molecular function: D-mannose binding. The coding region runs from base 128 to 1204 and encodes 358 amino acids. The transcript is spliced from 8 exons. The record is from RefSeq and is a predicted model, not a curated record. Gene Ontology annotation, biological process: endoplasmic reticulum organization; Golgi organization; endoplasmic reticulum to Golgi vesicle-mediated transport. Gene Ontology annotation, cellular component: Golgi membrane; COPII-coated ER to Golgi transport vesicle; endoplasmic reticulum membrane. Lineage: Eukaryota; Metazoa; Chordata; Mammalia; Eulipotyphla; Soricidae.
GGCGGCGAAGUUGAGUUGUUGAACGCCCCGGUGGCCCUGGCGGUGAUGGGUUUCCGGCCGGAGGCCAUUCGAGGGGACACCCGGAAGGCGGAAGUGCCCGGCCGGAAGUGCUCGUGCAGACCAGAGAAUGGCGGCUGGAGGCUGGAUUUGGCGCUGGGGCUGGGGCCGGCGGUGCCCGGGGAAGCCUGGGCUUCCCGGCCCCGGCCCUGGCCCCGUUCCAUCUCUGCUGCUGCUGUUUCUCCUGUCGCUGGGGCCGGUGGCUGCAGACAUAACCGACGGCAACAGCGAACACCUCAAGCGGGAGCACUCGCUCAUCAAGCCCUACCAAGGGGUCGGCUCCAGCGCCAUGCCCCUAUGGGACUUCCAGGGCAGCACGAUGCUCACGAGCCAGUACGUGCGGCUGACCCCCGACGAGCGCAGCAAGGAGGGCUCGAUCUGGAAUCGCCAGCCCUGCUUCCUCAAGGAUUGGGAGAUGCACGUGCACUUCAAGGUCCACGGCACAGGCAAAAAGAACCUGCAUGGGGAUGGCAUCGCCCUUUGGUACACACGUGACCGCCUGGUGCCAGGGCCCGUGUUUGGGAGCAAAGACAACUUCCACGGCCUGGCCAUCUUCCUGGACACAUACCCCAAUGAUGAGACCACCGAGCGCGUGUUCCCCUACAUUUCGGGCAUGGUGAACAACGGCUCGCUGUCCUACGAGCACAGCCGGGAUGGCCGCGCCACCGAGCUGGCUGGCUGCACAGCAGACUUCCGCAACCGCGAGCAUGACACCUUCUUGGCCGUGCGCUACUCGCGGGGUCGCCUGACGGUGAUGACUGACCUGGAGGACAAGAACCAGUGGAAGAACUGCUUCGACGUCACUGGGGUGCGCCUGCCCACCGGCUAUUAUUUCGGAGCCUCUGCUGGCACCGGAGACCUGUCGGACAAUCACGACCUCAUCUCGGUGAAGCUGUUCCAACUGAUGGUGGAGCACACGCCCGACGAGGACAGCAUCGACUGGACUAAGAUCGAGCCCAGCGUCAGCUUCCUCAAGUCACCCAAAGACAACGUGGAUGACCCGACGGGGAACUUCCGCAGCGGGCCCCUGACCGGGUGGCGGGUCUUCCUGCUGCUGCUGUGCGCGCUGCUGGGCAUCAUCGUGUGCGCCGUGGUGGGCGCCGUGGUCUUCCAGAAGCGGCAGGAGCGGAAUAAGCGUUUCUACUGAGCCCUCCCCGCGCAUGUGUAAUGCGCAUGCGCCCACCUGCCGGAAGUCGGGGUUGUUUCCGUUUUGAUUUUCAAACCUGGGAUUGUAAACGACCCCCGAGCAGCCCGCCCGCCCGCCCUUUCGUAACCCGUUUCAAAGAAAUCAUUAAAGUAUUUUCUUACACUUGGCUUCUUGCCCGCCAGGGGCUGCAGGGCGGAGACGGAGGGGUGCAGGGGGAAGUCAGGAGCGGCGGCGGCAGCCCCGCGACGGCGAGGCGAGGCGCUGGGCAGUGCAGGCGCCCAGGAACUAUGGGAGUCGGUGGCCGGAGCUGUCCGAGGCCCCCGUAGGCACUGGCAACACUGGAGACCCCCCCCCCCACUCUUCCGAGGAUGCUGCAGAGCGUGGGGUGCUACAGGGGAGAGCCAGGCCGCCCCC